AUGGAUACAUUACCAAUAGUUGUAUUACAAGUUAUAGUAUAUCAUUCAGAUCCAUUGGAUAGGGUGUGCUUGUUGUUGACAUGCCAGAGAUUCAAGACAACGUUGUUGUCUAGGAAGUUGAAUGAAUGGUCAUCGGCGGAUGACAGUAAGAUAUACCUGUCUGGUGAGUCUACUGAUCGUAGAUCACUGUUUGCCAGAGGUGACGAUAUGGACUUUGGUCUCGAGACCCUACCGCCAUCCAUCACCAGUCUAACUUCGGUCUUUCACCGUGAUCAGAUCGAUGACUAUGAACAGAUGGCGAUUGACGAUGUUCUACCACCAUCACUCACCUACCUAUCGUUCAGUAACAAGUUCGACCGAACCAUUCCACCUGGCCUGCUCCCAUCAUCAAUCACAUCACUCUCCUUUGGCAGCCAAUACAAUCGUGUGAUCAAUGUUGGGGUGUUGCCAGCGUCGCUCAAAGUGCUCUCAUUUGGAAGUUGGUUCAAUCGCCCAAUCAUACCCGGGUCGCUACCAGACUCGUUGACAGUGCUCUCCUUGCAAGGCUUUAGGUACAACAAGCCAUUUGACAGUCCUGGAAUCAUCCCUCGCUCACUGAUCACACUCAAACUUGGUUCAAGUUUCAAUCAUAGUCUGUUUGGGAUACUUCCAUCGACACUCAGGACAUUGGGACUGGGCUACAGCUUUGAUCAAGAGCUCAGUUGUGAUUGGCUGCCAGACUCUUUGACCGAGUUGUGUUGGGACCCCAACGCCCACCUGCCCUCAUUCUCUAAUCAACUUCCAACCUCAAUCAAGUCGCUAAAGUUUGGAGCAAUGUAUAAUAGAGUGUUGAUACCUGGAUCCUUGCCACGCGCAUUGGAAUCUCUCCACUUUGAGCGAGACUACAAUCAAGUGAUCAGUACAGGUCUCCUGCCCUCGACCCUCACCUCACUCCACUUUGGAAUGGAUUUCAAUCAGGUGAUCACUGAGGGCAUGUUACCAGAAUCAUUGAUCGACAUCCAGUUUGGAUAUGACUUUGAUCAAGUGAUCAAUCAUAACACAUUGCCAUCGACCAAUCUACAAUCAUUAUCAUUUGGAAAGGGAUACAAGAAGCCAAUCUCACCAUACACGCUUCCUGUAUCACUCACAUCACUCGCUCUGCACAAUCCAAAGUAUCAAGAGGACAUUGGACCCAACGUGCUUCCACGAUCAUUGGUCAAGUUGGACGUUGGAUCAGUGAUGAUCAAGAAUAUAUCAUUUCCACCAGCAUUGAGGAUAUUGAAUCUGAGUCGUGGAUGGGACAAGUCACUGAUGACUCCAAUCCCAUCAUCAGUGGACACGAUGUGGAUUGUGGGCGGGAUGGACAAUCAAGACAUACCAUAUCUUCCAUCACUUUGUCUAAAUGUACUUCGAGUACAUCUAGUGUCAUCAAACAGUCGUAGUGGAUCACUUAGAACAAAGAUCUUACUCGAUCUAAUUCCAAAUGUUCAAACAUACAUCAUAACAUUCAGUUAUGAUUGGACCAUCCAAGAAAUGAUCAUUCGUCGCAUCAGUCCCAAAUCAGCAAUAACUCUAACUACAUACGAGGAAUUACCAUCAGAGCAUAUACUAAAUAUACUAUCACUAUGA
Acytostelium subglobosum LB1 is the source of this 1608-nucleotide messenger RNA. RefSeq lists its product as hypothetical. The transcript has a single exon. The record is from RefSeq and is a predicted model, not a curated record. NCBI's taxonomy places the organism in Eukaryota, Evosea, Eumycetozoa, Acytosteliales, Acytosteliaceae. Gene Ontology annotation, molecular function: protein binding. The coding region runs from base 1 to 1608 and encodes 535 amino acids.